Molecule: messenger RNA, 2577 nt
Organism: Nymphaea colorata (pocket water lily)
Lineage: Eukaryota; Viridiplantae; Streptophyta; Magnoliopsida; Nymphaeales; Nymphaeaceae
Exons: 7
Coding region: 182-2323 (713 amino acids)
Biological process (GO): regulation of gene expression
Cellular component (GO): cytoplasm
Molecular function (GO): mRNA binding
Source: RefSeq, a predicted model, not a curated record
GACAGGUUGAGAGAGAGGGCGUCAAAGAAGCCCUAGUUUUCUUCUUUCUGUUCAUCUCCCUCUUCAUCUAGUCGAUUUCCAUUUCUCUGCAAAUCCAUUUCAGGGGUCUGUUGACGCCGUGAUCUUCUCGGCUGGUGUUUCGAGUGAGGUUGUUCGUCGCUUGGUUUUGUCGAGGGCGAAGAUGUCGGACGAUCUCCAGUACGCUUCGAGGGCGGACAACAAAAGGAAGUUCGACGACCCAAUAGCCCCUCCGUCGUCAGCUCCUCCGCCCCGGCGGUCGACCGGGUUCUCUGCGCCCAUCACCUCGCCGCCUUCUGACUCCCAGACGCAGCCAUCGUACAACAGCGUCCCUCCGCCUGCGGACGAGAUCCAGCUCGCCAAGCAGAGAGCCCAGGAGAUAGCUGCCCGGCUGUUCAACAACGCGGAGGCAAAGAGGCCGCGCGUCGAAAACGGGGGUGAUGAUAUUGGUGUGGGAGAUCAUGCUUCAAAACCAUCAACUUUCCCAAUUUCUAGUUCACAAUCUGGGUCAUUUGGUCUUGGCUCACAGACUGGCUCAUAUGGCUACCAGGGUACCAGUAAAAAGAUAGAUAUUCCAAAUGGAAGGGUUGGCGUGAUCAUUGGAAAGAGUGGUGAGACAAUUAAGUACCUUCAACUUCAAUCAGGAGCAAAAAUUCAAGUGACAAGGGAUAUGGAUGCUGAUCCUAAUUCCCAAACUAGGCCUGUAGAACUUAUGGGUACGCCAGAACAGAUAAGCAAGGCUGAGCAGCUUAUAAAUGAUGUGUUGUCAGAGGCAGAAGCAGGAGGGUCUGGCAUACUUGCUGCAAGAAGGUUCAAUACUGCCACUCCUGGAACUGAACAAUUUGUCAUGAAGGUUCCUAACAACAAGGUCGGUCUGAUAAUUGGCAAAGGUGGAGAAACGAUAAAAAACAUGCAGAGCAGGUCUGGAGCUCGCAUUCAGAUUAUUCCUCUACAUCUCCCUCCUGGUGAUACAUCUGCCGAGAGAACAGUUCAGAUGGAUGGUACCAAAGAGCAAAUUGAAAUUGCAAAACAAUUAGUCAAUGAAGUUUGCAGCGAUAAUCGUGCAAGGAAUCCUCCAAUGAGUGGAUACAGUCAACAAGGCUACCAACCACCACGACCACCAACAAGUUGGGGUCCACCUGGCCCUCCACCAAUGCAGCAACCAGGUUAUGGUUACAUGCAACCUGGUGCUUAUCCUGGACCUCCACCACAAUAUAACAUGCCGCAACAACCGUAUGGAAGCUAUCCCCCACAACAAACGUCAAGUGGAUUCUCCUCUGGCUGGGAUCAAACUUCUGGUGCACCUGCUCCACAAAGCUCUCACGGUGGAGGGUAUGAUUAUUACAACCAGCAACAGCAGCAGCAACCAGCAGCACCAGGGGGGUCCACCGCCCCUGCUGAUGGCUCUACUUAUGGUUAUGGUCAAGCACCACCAGGAAGUUACAAUCAGCAACCAUCUUACGGUGAAUCAGGCUACUCUCAACCCGCUGUUGGGCAGCCACAAUCUUAUGGUCAGGAUGGUUAUGGCGGCUACCAGGCACCUGCUGGACAGCCAGCAUAUGGGCAACAGCCUCCAAACCCACAGUCAGGCUAUGAUCAACAACAAACAUAUGGCUCAGCACCGUCCUAUGGAAACAAAGAUGGAGCAGUCCCUAGUUACGGUUCCCAGGUCCCUCCUGCAGGGCCACCGUCUCAAACUCCUCCACCAACUUCUCAACCACCUGCAGUUGGAGCACCACCACAAGGAUACAGUCAGCCACCAAGUACCACACCAAACUAUCCUUCUCAAGCACCUAACCAGCCUUAUGGAAUGCCACCUUCUCAGCCUGGUUAUGCAGCCCAGCCUCCGUCGCAGCAAGGUUAUGGACAAUCAACGCUAGCUCAACCUGGCUAUAAUCAGCAACCAGCUGCACAAAAGCCUCCUGGCCAAAUGGGAUAUGGCCAGUCUCCCGCCUCUCAGGGUGGUUAUCCUGCUCCUACACAGCCUGGUUAUGCACAUUCGCAGACGGCACCUGCUCCAACUGGCUAUGCGCAGCCUGAUCCUAACCAGCAUCGAACUGCACCGAGCUAUGGUUCCUCACAAGGUGGAUAUGGACAGCAGCCAUAUGGGGCGCCUGCACCCACACAAGCUGGCUAUGGACAACAGUCAUACGGUGAUUCGUAUAAUGCUUAUUCCCAGCAGCCACCUGCCUAUUCUGGAGAGGGCAGUGCGGGUGGCAAUUCACACAGUGGUUAUGAUGCACCACCACCGGGAGCAGCUGCAGGAGCACCACCUGCUGUGAAGACAUCGCCACAGAGCCAAUAGGUUCUUCCAAGACGCCAAUCAGGUAUGUUCGAACUAGAAUUUUGGGUUUUGUUAUCUUGUUGGAGACGGUAAGUUCAUGGGCUCGGGUCUUUGAGGAUGCGGUUGUGCGGUGUUGGGGUCUUCUUCUGUAUUCAAUUUCAGCCCAGACGUCUUAGAUUUGCUGUAGGUACAUGGCACUGGUAAGACUAAUAGAUUCAUAUUUUGGUUGUAAAAGGGAUUUCACCUCUUUCUUGUCAAUUAUCUUUCUUGUCUCA